Caenorhabditis briggsae is the source of this 1440-nucleotide messenger RNA. RefSeq names its product Protein CBR-CPZ-2 (gene Cbr-cpz-2). The transcript has 5 exons. Bases 1 to 1440 code for a protein of 479 amino acids. The record is from RefSeq and is a predicted model, not a curated record. Gene Ontology annotation, cellular component: lysosome. NCBI's taxonomy places the organism in Eukaryota, Metazoa, Nematoda, Chromadorea, Rhabditida, Rhabditidae. Gene Ontology annotation, molecular function: cysteine-type endopeptidase activity.
AUGAAUUUGAAAUUUUUAGGACUACUUUUGGUAGUUGGAUUAUGUCAGGCCAACAUCUUCAACAUCCCAAGCGCUGCUAUCCGUUUCACCAGAAAAUUCACUGGAAUGGAGAAACUUUCAGCUCCUGAUGAGUUGGGUGGAGAGGAUUAUGACAUGAAAAUUGAAGUGGGCCAAAUUGCGGAAGACUUGGUUGCUGAUGUGAAAGACGACGACAGUGAGGAAGUUACGUUUGAACCAAACAUGAAAUUGGAAUCUCCAUUCGUGAUGGGAAGAGAACCAGUUGUCAAUUACCCAAACAUGCUUAAGAAGGACUUCGGAACCCCAAGAAAAGAAGUCGUGUUGCCAGAAAACUAUCAUGAGAAUGUUGUGGAGAUUAUGGAUUCCAGAAACGAGAGGGAGAUUGAUUUGGAGCCAAUGAUCAAGGCAAAAGUUGAGAAAGGGUAUUAUGAGCAUAUGGAGUCUCACGAAUCUAUCGAGGACCUGAUGGAUGCUGGAUCAUGGACAGAUCUCGAAACUACUGGUGAAGAAUCUGACGAAGAGUGGGAGGAGGCUCGUCCAUACCUCAAGUGUGGAUGCUUGAAGAAGUCUGGAAAGGUUUUCGAAUCCAAAACCGCCCCAAGAGAAUGGGAAUCUGACAACUUCAAAGCCAACGAUCUCCCGACCGCUUGGGACUGGAGAAAUGUCAGUGGAAAGAACUAUUGCUCGCCAACCAGAAACCAACACAUUCCAGUCUAUUGUGGAUCUUGCUGGGUUUUCGGAACCACCGGAGCUCUUAACGAUCGAUUCAAUGUUGCUCGUGAAGGAAGAUGGCCAAUGACUCAAUUGUCUCCACAAGAAAUUAUUGAUUGUAACGGAAAGGGUAACUGCCAAGGAGGAGAGAUUGGAGACGUUUUGGAGCAUGCUAAGAUUCAAGGACUUGUUGAGGAGGGAUGCAAUGUCUAUAGAGCCACAAAUGGAGGUAGGGUUUAUCUCUCUGAUUUAAAAUUGUUAGCAUUUUCAGAAUGCAACCCAUAUCAUCGUUGUGGAUCCUGUUGGCCAAACGAGUGCUUCUCUCUAUCAAACUAUACUCGUUACUACGUCAAAGACUACGGAAAGGUAACUGGACGUGAAAAGAUCAUGGCUGAAAUCAAGAAAGGAGGACCAAUCGCAUGCGCCAUUGGAGCUACUAAGAAGUUCGAAUACGAAUACGUCAAAGGAGUUUACUCGGAGAAGAGUGAUCUCGAAUCCAACCACAUCAUCUCUCUUACUGGAUGGGGAGUUGACGAGAAUGGAGUUGAGUACUGGAUCGCCAGAAACAGUUGGGGAGAGGCUUGGGGAGAGCUUGGAUGGUUCCGUGUUGUUACUUCGAAGUUCCAAAAUGGAGAGGGAGAUCAUUACAAUAUGGGAAUCGAACGCGAUUGCUACUUUGCAGAUGUUGAUGUUUCUAAUUUGAACUUCUAA